Molecule: messenger RNA, 1298 nt
Organism: Nilaparvata lugens (brown planthopper)
Lineage: Eukaryota; Metazoa; Arthropoda; Insecta; Hemiptera; Delphacidae
Exons: 6
Coding region: 136-885 (249 amino acids)
Source: RefSeq, a predicted model, not a curated record
AAUGAUUUCCUAGCUUUUGUGGCGUUUGCGGCGGUGACAUUGAUAUUGCCAAUGUCAAUGUCACACACAGGAGGACGCGGCUGAAAAAAUGCGCCUAUAAAAUGCGUUCGCCGAACUCCGCGCCAGUUGGAUAAGAUGCUGAGGACUCGAGUAGUGGUGCUGGCAACUCUGUGGCUUGGCUUCUGUCUUCACACUGCUGUUCAUCCGGCCAACUCUUCUUGUCUACAGGAAACAUGGCAUCGGACGCCAGAGGACUCAGGCAUGAACAUUUUUAUCAACAAGAGUAUGGCAGACCAGUAUGAAUUACUCACGUGGCAAUGGUUGACUGACUACAAAGAUGGACUGUGGACAAUCAGUCUCAAAAAAUGGCCUAAUUUGCAGUUUGUUACUGGAUCUUUGAAGUACAAAAGCAAGGUGACAGGCACCGAGUCUCACUUCGGCUGGAGAGUGAAAAAGAAACACCUCACAUGGUCUGGAAAACAAAAUCUUAUCUUUCAACCAGGCUGGAAUAUGUCGGUAUGCGGAUUCAGUGCUGACUGGGGCUUUAUACCCGGCUAUUACGGACAUUGGUCAUUUCGUCUAGGAAAUGUGACAAUGACAGGAGAGCUUGGCAGUGACUGGAUUGAUGAACUGAGAAUGGUUGAAUGUGUGACCGAUAAGGACAGACGAAGAAAACGAUCGCCACAGGAAGCCGACCCCCCACCAGAUAUUCCCGAUGAAAUUCCGACAAACAACGAUGGAACCAGAUCGUUUUUGAAAUGGCUAUUGAGACGGACAGGCUUGGAACAAGGUGAUAAUGACGAAAGGAGCACUUGGGAGCGAGUAGGAGAUUUUCUGCUGAGUAUUGGGCAAAUAGCAUUGCGUUACCUCAUUUAUUUUGUCUGAUCAUCAAAUUCAAUAAAUUUAUAAUAGUUGGUGUGAUAAUAAAUGAAUAAUCAUUAUUUUAAACGAGAACACCAAUUAGAUUAUUCCAAUUUAUUUCCAUCUGUAUAAUAAAUAAAGUUGUGAAACAACCAUAAAGCUGACGAGUCAAGUUGAAGUAAUUGACAUACUUGUAUUCAUUUUCUUUUUGUUGCUAUCUUAUAAACCUCAAAAAUCUCAAACCUAUCAGAUGAAAUUACUCAGAAAUGUUGAUAUUGUGGUGUUUUGGCGAUGCUUUUUCCAGGUGAUAACGACCAAAGAGGAUGGGCAGAGCGCAUCACUGACGCCAUCGUCAUGUGGAUGAGAAGAAUAUUCUCCACCACUCCAAAAGAAUCAACCUAAUCUUCUGUACCUAAAAAAUAAAUCAUUCUUCAAAU